AUGGUUCUCUCUGAGAGAUCCUCCCGGCAAUCCCUCAUCCCUAGCUUCCUCUAUUCCCCGUCUUCCGCGGUUGGAGGCGCCAGAUCCGUGGGUCUGGAGAGGCUCAUUCUUGCCAGGAGCGGUGUUGGCGCCUCGAGCUUGCGACCCUCCUCCCCGGCACCUGUUGCCCCCGACAGCGGAUCCCCAACGACGUUCCUCAUCCCGGCUCCCAGGGAGAAGAUCGAGCUGUACUCGCCCCAGUUCUACGCGGCAUGCACCGCCGGCGGAAUCGCCAGCUGCGGCCUCACGCAUAUGGCCGUCACGCCCCUGGAUCUCGUGAAAUGUAACAUGCAGGUGGGUUGGUUCGUUUCCAAUUCUUGAGGGUCUGUUCUCCCCCCAAGUCCAUCCAUUGCUCCUUUUUUUUAUUUCCUGCGAUUAAUAUCGCUCAUCGUCUGCACGAUCUUUCUCUUCAUCGUUUACAGUUCCUCGUUUGCAGAUUUUUUUUGUGUUUUCUUGCGUGUUUGGAUCCCUAACCUUCUUUUUUGCCUAUUUGAGUUAUACUGUACUUUUUCAUUAACCUUCGUUAGAAUCAUAAUGCAUAUUUAUAUGUUAGAUAAUAGGCAUGCGUAAUUGAAUCGUUCAUAUGGCCAAGGAUGAUUCUCAGGCGCUGGCACUAAUCAUGGGAAAUUUGCCAUUUCAGAUUGACCCUACAAAGUACAAGAGCAUUACAUCUGGAUUCGGCGUGCUGCUUAAGGAACAGGGUGUCAGAGGCUUUUUCAGGGGUUGGGUCCCAACUCUCCUAGGCUACAGUGCCCAGGGUGCUUGCAAGUUCGGAUUUUAUGAGUUCUUCAAGAAGUAUUACUCCGAUCUUGCUGGACCCGAGAACGCGGCGAAGUACAAGACGCUGGUCUACCUUGCGGGGUCUGCCUCUGCUGAAGUUAUUGCGGAUGUUGCUCUCUGUCCAAUGGAGGCUGUAAAGGUGCGAGUCCAAACACAGCCAGGCUUUGCCAGAGGUUUAUCAGAUGGACUCCCAAAGUUUAUCAGAUCCGAUGGCGUACUAGGGUAUGUUUUUCUAUAUUUCUUUGGUAUUUUAUAUUUUCUUUGUGUUUUGGUUACAUCUGUUUACUUAUUUUCCACGACGUUUCAGGUUGUACAAAGGAAUUGUUCCACUUUGGGGUCGUCAGAUUCCUUGUAAGGCCUUAAUUUCUCCUUGCCAGUCCAUCGUUUCAUUUACGGUUCUUUUUCUAGCUUAAAUUUGGAAUAUUUGUGGAUUUUAUUGUCAUAUUGUCAAAUCAUUUGUCAAGCUGCAAGAGUAUGUAGUGUUGCCUCCAGUUCUUGCACUAGUGUCAGUUUUUCUGCAUGGAUAUUGACAACUGUACAUAUAUUACGUUUAUUUCCCAUUUCUUGCUAAAUGUUUCUUUUUAUUGCUUAUUUCCCGGCUGCAAUUUUCUUGCCAUUAUUUCAGCGUUGACAUUUUAAGUUGUUUCAGUUCCUAUUCGUAGUCAAAUUGCCUUUACUUUAAGUGCCUCCUUGUAUGCACGUAAUUUACAUUCUAUCUGAGGUACUAAUUGUAAAACGAAAAUGGUAUAUACUGUUGAUCUAUAUGUUUUAGCUGUGAGCUGGUAUAGAGGAGUUGUGUUAGUGUUUGGAUAAAAUAGGAUCGCUUAUCUGGGCAAAGGGCGUCAUGCGGUUUAGGUUGAGUCUGACUGAACCCAUAGCAGGGUUGAACUUUCUGGCAUUAGGCCGUCGAGCUGAAUUGGGCCAGGUCGUUGCUGCUCAAUCCCAAUAUUUUAUUUUCCCAGUCACCAUCCUGAUAGGUUGCCGUAUGUUUUUUCCUAGCUGAAAAUUGUUUGAUUUUAUGUAAUUAGAUGGUUUGGUACGGUUAAUUAUGUGGGGGGAUCAACCUCAUCGUCCUUAAACAAGGGAAAUAAGGAAAAUUCGCUUGAAUUUUUUUUUCUAUUAUUAGAAAAUGUGACUGAUCCCUUAUUGAAUCGCAAAUGAGUUGAUUUAUUCAUCGCGUAGAACAUAAAGUUUUUCUUUAAUCUUAUAUUUCUCAGAUUAUCAGUUCUGGGGCGAGCCCAGAAGUCUUUUUACCAGCUGAUUUCAUUACCGUUGUGAGCUGACAUUUGUACAUUAUAAUAUCCGUCUCCCAAAGAGAUUUGUAUCUGUUUUUUUUCUCGUGGCACUCAACAUUAUUUGAAUCUUGGAUAUUAUAAGAACGUUUCAGUGAAGCUCGAAUAAUCUCUGAUGCGUUAUUCUAAUAAUUGUUCCUGGAGAUCCCUUCUUGCUGGUUUAAAGGCCUGUUCAUGGCAUUGAUACACGUUGACAUCAUUUCAUGCUUCAGUCAACGCUAUGCAUGGUUCUUAGCUGGCUUUUGAUUUAUUUUUUUCCCGUAGUAUUUUUUUCAUCUGAGGAAAGCUAUUUUUUUUUUCAGACACAAUGAUGAAAUUCGCCUCUUUUGAAACUGUCGUGGAGAUGAUCUACAAAUAUGCAAUCCCCACACCCAAGGACCAGUGCAGCAAGAAUCUUCAGCUCGGUGUGAGCUUCGGAGGUGGUUAUAUCGCCGGAGUUCUCUGCGCCAUUGUUUCCCACCCGGCUGACAACCUCGUGUCGUUCCUGAACAAUGCCAAAGGGGCCACUGUUGGUGACGUAAGUACUCCUCCUACUCCUCACUCGAUGCCGCCUGCCUGCGUCUUUCUCCCUUAUUUAUCCAUAGUUGAUCUUCGGAAAGUUUCAAAUUAGUCCUCGGAAAUGUUUGUGUAUCCCCUAGGAGACCCCCUCCCCCUUUGACUCUCCCCUAUUUAUCCUCUGAUAUCAUAAUUUUUAUGCUAGGAUAUUUUGAAAUCAGUCCUUCGGUUAUUUUUCAAAAUAAUAUUCUGAUAAGUUUAUCUAUCCAAAAAUAUUAUCUUAAACCGAUCUUCAGGAACAACCCCUUCGACUCUCCCCUGCUUGAUCUUUUGAUGCUUUCAAUUAAUUUCCGUGCAGGCCGUGAAGAAGCUGGGGGUGUGGGGUAUGUUCACCCGCGGGCUCCCUCUCCGUAUCGUCAUGAUCGGGACGCUGACUGGCGCGCAGUGGGGCCUCUACGACGCCUUCAAAGUCUUUGUCGGCCUGUGAGUAUUGAUGAUUUCUUCUGAUUAUUUCCCUUCUUCAACGUUGGAAAAUCCUACCCAAGAGGGCUAGAGAGAGACACACACACACAUACAGAUACAGAAAGAAAGAGGAGACAGGGGAGAGAGAAGCCGAUAGAGAGGGAGGGUAAUCACAGACACACACAGAAAGAGGCAGAGAGAGAGAGAGAGAGAGAGAGAGAGAGUGACGAGGCGUUGAAAAAAAAUUCCACUUAUGUGGUUUUUCUUUGAAUAUAUAUAUGGCCUCAGUUUUUGUCACUUGCUUGCUUUCAGGCCGACGACUGGUGGGAUUACUCCGGCUCCCGCCGCCGCCACUGCCGCCGCCGCCACCGUUCCGGCCGCCUGA
This is a messenger RNA of Spirodela intermedia, 3453 nucleotides long. The record is from the annotation of a GenBank genome assembly. NCBI's taxonomy places the organism in Eukaryota, Viridiplantae, Streptophyta, Magnoliopsida, Alismatales, Araceae.